AUGUUGGCCAAUUUGCCUCUUGGUCCGUACUUGAUCCCAUGUCUGCUCCUCGUUACUGUACUGGUGGGCGUUAUUAGCAGGCACAAGCCUGGGAAACCCCCAGAUCUUCCGUGGCUGAAUCACCAUGAAGGCGAGUGGUUCGGUAGAACGCGAGCGCGGUUUCGCACCGUUGGCAACUUUCGCGACUCAAUACACUCCGCCUAUACCAAGUACUCGAAAGCCGCACAAUCAUGCAUUGUCCCGUCUCUUGCAGACGAAGUCAUACUGCUCCCAGCACAAUGUAUCGACUGGCUCAUCGCGCAGCCUGAUUCGCUGGUGUCGAAUCUAGACGCUAUCAAGGACGUACUCCUGCCACAUUAUACGCUACUUCGCCCAGACAUCGUUCACAACCCCACCCAUCACCAGACUAUCCGCGGCCCAUUGACUCGCAACCUUGCUGGACUCGUACCCGAUAUCUUCGACGAAGUGGCGAGCGCUUUCGACGACUUGUGGGGCACUGACACAUCCGAGUGGAAGGAAAUCUGCCCGUACGAGUCAAUGCUGCGGAUCGUUGCACGAGGUAGCAAUCGGGUCUUUGUGGGGAAGUCGCUUUGUCGCGACCCGGAGUUGCUCGACAUCGCUGUCAAGUGGGCUCAGCUGAUGCCCAUGUCUGCCUCAAUCCUAAGACAGUUACCGCUAUUUUCGCGUCCCUUUCUGGCUCCGUUGAUCACUUUCUUCAACCACUGGUACGCUCGAAAGUUCAUCAAGAUCGUUAAGCCAGAGGUUAUACGGCGACAACAGCUGGCCCAGAGCCAGAAAGCCGACAAGCCAAACGAUCUAUUACAGUGGACCAUCGACCUAGCAGAGAGUUCAGCUCUUGUGUCCGAACGCGAUCCCGAGACGAUUGCUUUGCGCCUGCUAGUGAUCAACUUUGCAGCCAUCCACACAUCUACUUUUAGCGUCACGCAUGCUAUUUUCGACCUCGUCAGUUCUGACUCUUCGUAUCAGUUGCAGAUCCGGGAGGAAGUGCACGAAGCUCUCGCUGCUAAUAGCGGAAAGUGGGAUAAGGGCGUCCUUCAGCGGCUCGUUAAGCUUGACUCCAGCAUGCGUGAGUCCUCUCGGCUCGGCUCAUUUUUGAGUUUUGGCUUGUCACGCAAAGUCAUCGCGCCAGACGGCCUCAAGGCUCCCAACGGCACGCACUGUCCCCGUGGCUCGACCAUUGCCGUGCCUACCAACGGCAUCCACAAUGACGCUGGCAUCUACGAUGACGCCGCAGAGUACAAACCUUUCCGUUUCGCUGACCUACGAGAGUCGGCGCCUACACCGGACGACCAAGAAGCGGAAUCACCAUUAGAAAAGAACACUACUCAUCUCGUCAAGAACGCCAAUCUCUCAUUCGUGUCUCUCUCUCCUCAAUAUCAUCCAUUCGGUUACGGCAGACAUGCCUGUCCAGGCAGAUUCUUCGCCUCAAACGAGCUCAAGCUGCUGCUGGCAUAUAUGUUUGAUAACUACGAGAUCGAAAGUGACUCGGCGCGGCCAUCUCGUAAGUGGGUGGGAUCCACGCUCCUGCCGCCGAUGGUGGAGAAGGUGAAGGUGCGCAAAUUGGACAACGUUGCAGUUUAG
Molecule: messenger RNA, 1602 nt
Organism: Cyphellophora europaea CBS 101466
Lineage: Eukaryota; Fungi; Ascomycota; Eurotiomycetes; Chaetothyriales; Cyphellophoraceae
Exons: 2
Coding region: 1-1602 (533 amino acids)
Molecular function (GO): oxidoreductase activity, acting on paired donors, with incorporation or reduction of molecular oxygen; iron ion binding; heme binding
Source: RefSeq, a predicted model, not a curated record